UUGUCGGAUCCAUUCCAAAAGAAAUAGGAAGGUUGGGGUCUCUCUAUCAACUUGACUUAUCUUCCAAUUAUCUCAAUGGAUCCAUCCCUACAACUUUAGGAAAUUUGAGUAAAAUGACAAUUCUUUCCCUCUCUGAAAACCAGCUUUCUGGUUUCAUUCCUAAAGAAAUAGGAAUGCUACCUGUACAACAUCUUGCUCUUUCUGGUAAUAAUUUGACCGGCCCAAUUCCCGAUGAGAUUGUUAGUUUGAGCAACUUGACUUAUUUGUUCCUUGCGGCUAAUAACCUUUCUAGUUUCAUCCCUAAAGAAAUAGGGAGGCUGAAGUCUCUCCAUACUCUCCACAUACAUGAGAACAACAUUGCCGGUCCUAUUCCUUCUUCCAUCGGAAACAUGAGUAGCUUGGGGGAGUUAUUGCUUCUUAAAAAUCAACUUGUCGGAUCCAUUCCAAAAGAAAUAGGAAGGUUGGGGUCUCUCAAUCAACUUGACUUAUCUUCCAAUUAUCUCAAUGGAUCCAUCCCUACAACUUUAGGAAAUUUGAGUAAAAUGACAUUUCUUUACCUCUUUAAAAACCAGCUUUCUGGCUCCAUACCUUCGGAAGUUGGAGGAAUGAGAUACCUCUAUCAUUUUCAACUGUCAACUAACGAUUUAACAGGUCACAUCCCAUCCUCCAUAGGGAAUAUGAGCACUCUAUAUAGCCUUGAACUUGGCCCAAAUAAGUUGUCUGGCCCUAUUCCUUCUUCCAUCGGAAACAUGAGUAGCUUGGGGGAGUUAAUGCUUCUUGAAAAUCAACUUGUCGGAUCCAUUCCAAAAGAAAUAGGAAGGUUGGGGUCUCUCUAUCAACUUGACUUAUCUUCCAAUUAUCUCAAUGGAUCCAUCCCUACAACUUUAGGAAAUUUGAGUAAAAUGACAAUUCUUUCCCUCUCUAAAAACCAGCUUUCUGGCUCCAUACCUUCGGAAGUUGGAGGAAUGAGAUACCUCUAUCAAUUUCAACUGCCAACUAACGAUUUAACAGGUCACAUCCCAUCCUCCAUAGGGAAUAUGAGCACUCUAUAUAGCCUUGAACUUGACCAAAAUAAGUUGUCUGGCCCUAUCCCUGAAGAACUAGGAAUGCUCGGAUUUCUCUCUGAUCUCGUGCUUCUAAAUAACAGCCUCUCUGGCUCAAUUCCAAAUACUAUAGGUAAUUUAAGCAAGCUCACAAGCCUACAGCUGGCCGACAACAAUUUUGUUGGUGAAUUGCCACAAGAUAUUUGCAACGGUGGAGUUCUUCAGAGAUUUUCCGCGGAUGAGAAUCACCUCACCGGUCCAAUUCCGCGAGGCCUCAAAAACUGCACAAGUUUGCAUAGAGUUAGGCUCCAAAACAACCGGCUCAAGGGAGAUAUAUCUGAGGGUCUUGGCACAUACCCUCACUUAGAUUAUCUUGAGUUCAGCAACAAUGAACUUUACGGUGAGCUACCACAUAGACUGGGUGAAUAUAGCAAUUUGACAAGCCUGAAAAUCUCCAACACUAAUCUCAGGCGGGAUACCCUCUGAGCUUGGCAACAUUACCAAAUUGCAUGCACUUGACCUCUCUUCAAAUAGUCUUGUUGGGGAAAUUCCAAAAGACCUAGGAAAACUGAAGUUUCUUUUUGAGCUUUCACUCUAUGACAAUCAUCUUGUAGGUUACAUACCUCAAGAACUCGGAACAUUGUUUGAUCUGUCAAAAAUUAACGUGGCCGGAAAUAACCUAAGUGGCUCAAUUCCUAGACAACUUGGUGAGUGUUGGAAGCUUCAAAUUUUGAAUUUAAGUAGAAAUAGUCUUGAAAGAAGCAUUCCCACUGAGAUUAGCAAGCUUCAAUCUCUUCAACUCCUCGAUCUAAGUCAAAAUUUGCUCACGGGAGAAAUACCUAGACAACUUGGGUUAUUGCAAAAAUUGGAAACACUCAAUCUCUCACACAAUCAGCUUUCAGGUUCCAUUGCAUCGAGCUUUGAUGGCAUGGCAAGCUUGACAUAUGUUGACAUAUCGUACAAUGAUCUAGAGGGUGCCUUACCAAACAUUCUAGCAUUUCAUAAUGCUACAAUUGAAGUUGUGAGAGGAAACAAAGGCUUGUGUGGAGUUAUUGCUACUCUUAGUCCUUGUACAACAACAACGUCGAAAGGCAAAAACAAAAGCAAAAAGUUCAUCCUAAUUUUGAUUCCCACUUUUGGUUGCUUACUCUCUUUGCUUCUUAUCGUGGGAGCUUCAAGUAUCGUAUGCCGAAGAGUAAGGAAAACAGAGGCUAGUUUGACUAAUGGAAGCAAUGAAAACCCAUGGGCAAUAUUGAGCUUUGAUGGAAAGAUGGCCUAUGAGAACAUUCUUGAAGCUACGGAGGAGUUUGAUGCCAAAUAUUGCAUCGGUGUGGGAGGACACGGGAGUGUUUACAAGGCCCAAUUGCAAACAAGUGAGACUGUUGCUGUAAAGAAACUUAAGGAAGUAGUGGACGUUGAAAUUGCCACUCGAAAAGCAUUUGAAAGGGAGAUUCAUGCUUUGACUGAAGCUCGGCACCGCAAUAUCAUCAAGCUCUAUGGCUUUUGCUUGAGUUCUCAACAUUCAUUUCUGGUGUAUGAAUUCUUGGAAUGUGGUAGCUUGAAGGAUGUAUUAAAUAAUGAAGAGAGGAUAACAACAUUUGACUGGAACAAGAGAGUGAAUGUGGUUAAAGGUGUGGCUAAUGCUUUGUGCUACAUGCACCAUGAAUGCUCUCCUCCUAUAAUUCAUCGUGAUAUAUCAAGCAAGAACAUUUUACUGGAUGAAGAAUACGAAGCUCAUGUCUCUGAUUUUGGCACGGCGAAGGUUCUAAAACCUUAUUCAUCCAAUUGGACUUCCUUUGCAGGCACCUUUGGAUAUGUAGCUCCAGAACUUGCGUACACUAUGGAAGUGAACGAAAAAUGCGAUGUUUAUAGCUUCGGAGUGAUGACAUUGGAAGUAAUCAUGGGAAGACAUCCGGGAAAUCUCAUAUCAUCUCUUAUGUCCUCAUCUUCAUCAUCCUCGCGCCAUUCAACAGACUCUUGGCCACUGAAAGAAGUUUUAGAUCAAAGAAUUCCAUACCCAUAAGGUGAUGUGCUAGGGGAAAUUGCAUUUGUGACAAAGAUGGCAUUUUCGUGCUUAAGUCCCAAACCAGAGUAUCGUUUGAGCAUGCAACAAGUUUCUCGAGCGAUGUUGACACAUAGCUCAAUCGUGUUGACCACACCGGAGGACACCAAAUUGGAAGAACUAGUUGGUCCUACAUGCUUCACUUAUUGAGAUAUUUUAGCAAGCUGUCUCUCGUAUUAUAUUUAUCUUAUUAUAAAUCGUUGCAAUAUUUCAUUAAUUACUCCGAAACACUUAGGAAUCACUACCAUUUGCUUGUCACAAUACUUCUUUCUUGUAAUGUAUAAUCGCAAAGAAAAGGUGAUACACUCAAAAGUUGCUAGAGCACAAUUGGUAUAAGCUGGCAUC
Molecule: messenger RNA, 3450 nt
Organism: Eucalyptus grandis
Lineage: Eukaryota; Viridiplantae; Streptophyta; Magnoliopsida; Myrtales; Myrtaceae
Product: MDIS1-interacting receptor like kinase 2
Exons: 2
Coding region: 1972-3066 (364 amino acids)
Biological process (GO): protein phosphorylation
Molecular function (GO): ATP binding; protein kinase activity
Source: RefSeq, a predicted model, not a curated record